AUGCCUGCCUUACCGGUGCUGUGUCGCGAGGUCCUUACCGAGACGCUCAGAGAUUCAGUGAUUCCCCGAGAUGCGGUGCAGGCUGACGUCCUGACAACUUUCAAAUUCGAUGGCUUCCUCACCUUGGCGGCAAUGCGAGCUCUCAUGAUGCUCUUCUUCCUUGUGGCAAUCAUCGUCGCGGCGCUUUGGAGGGUUGUGGAGGUGGCCGAUCCAGACCCUGAACCGGAUGACAAAUGCCAGAGGUGCCAGAAGCCGGAGUCACUGCCGCAACAAGUGCCAGUUGCGGUGGAUAAGCUGCUCAGCACAGAGGGUUUGUUUCCUCUUGACGACUGCCAAGAGCUCCCGCUUCAAGGCUUGCCUGCGGACCUGCCCUGCAUUUGUCCACCGUACAUGAAGGCCACGCAAGGAGCCCGCUUAUCCGUUGCGCUGCCCGUCACAGAGCAUGGUUGCGACGUACUUGGUCUGGGAGCUUCCCGGUCCUUGAGGGGCCCACCAAGUCGCUUGCUGACGGCAAACUUGCGUUUGGAAGGAUCCACCGGAGCACUGGAGCUGCGUGAGCAGGAUAGGGACGUGCUGUGUCUUCAAGAAAGGAGCCUGGAUGCUGUGAAGACUCGCACGAAGGCGACGCAGGCAGCUCCUACAGGGAGUACAAACAGUGUGGUUAUCAGCAGUGUGGUUAUCGGCAUCAGCUUUGACUGCUUUGCAGGGGACACAGCGCGGCAGCGUUAUUUAUUGCAAAGCGAGAGCACGAAGUCGGCAGUGGCCCUACCAACACCGCAAAUUGACUUUAACGAGAAGUCUGGAUCGCCAAGGCUGACGCAGCUGAUGCGACCUGGCCGGGGCAUGAUGGCCGCCGAUUGCGUUGACUCGCUGGGUGCCACCAAUUCCACGGGCACCCUGCCAAGUGGCGCAGCCUUCCACCAGGAGCAGCUUGAUGACUUUGAGCAGUUGCACGGGACCCCGCCUAUCAUCACUGAAUCGGAGCCCGGAGGCAAGUAUGAACUCUCCCCGCUACAUGCCGAAUCGCCCACAGAGGUACAGUCACAGAGCUACGCGCGGGGGUUCAUGCAGCAGAAGCACAAUCCACGAGCCAACAUAGAGCCUCAGACGCUGGAGAGUCGACGGGGUCGUAAGGUUAAGGAAGAUGGUGAUUCGCACACGCCAUCUUUGCAUGAGCAAGCGAUGGAUGUAAAGCAAGCUGGGGAGGUUCGUGCAGCAGAAACGAGCCAACACAGAGCCUCAGACGGUGGAGAGUCGACGGGGUCUAAGGUUAAGGUAGAUGGUGAUUCGCGCACGCCAUCUUCGUAUGAGCAAGCGAUGGAUGUAAAGCAAGCUGGGGAGGUUCAUGCAGCAGAAACACAAUCCACGAGCCAACACAGAGCCUCAGACGGUGGAGAGUCGACGGGGUCUAAGGUUAAGGAAGAUGGUGAUUCGCACACGCCAUCUUUGCAUGAGCAAGCGAUGGAUGUAAAGCAAGCUGGGGAGGUUCGUGCAGCAGAAGCACAAUCCAUGAGCCAACAUAGAGCCUCAGACGCUGGAGAGUCGACGGGGUCUAAGGUUAAGGAAGAUGGUGAUUCGCACACGCCAUCUUCGCACGAGGAAGCGAUGCAUGUAAAGCAAGCUGGGGAGGUUCAUGCAGCAGAAACACAAUCCUCGAGCCAAGAAGCAGUCCAGGGGGAAGGUCGCGCUGCAGAUCCAUUCGGACAGUCGCGCAAGCAAGCCAUUGACCAAACAUCCAACACGAAGGCGUAUGCUGACGAGCCAAGCAUGGCAGCAAUGGAGCGGAGACCGCAGACUGCAGCAAACGGAUCAAACGAGCCGAGGGAGCCAGACACAGAUGACACAGGUAUCUGCAACAAACCACCGCCUCCACCGUGGGAGCGGUUGUACCAGACGAAGGUGGGUAUCGUGACCAGCGAGAAAAGCGACCAGGUUGAGCCAAGGCCUAGGCCGACAGCGGAAGAUCAGGAGCUCUUCUCCUUGCGAAACGAGGUGUUCUUGCUGCGACGUGAGUUGGCAAUUCUACAAAGUGACCCGCAGCCACAGAUAUCGACAAGUGUUGCAUUCAAUCCACCUAUGCGAUUUGGCUCUGGCACCCCAUCGCGACGUCAGGUGUCUGCAUCGGCAUCCCGCCGACCUAAGGGCAUGAAAAGCAAUGACCUGCUGAGUCUUCGUGCAGAGCGUGACCAGCUUCUGCUGCAACGUUCAGAGAUGAGCUUGAAAGCCACAGCUCAUACUGAGACUACGAAGACCGGGUCCAAAUCCUCAAG
Symbiodinium pilosum is the source of this 2270-nucleotide messenger RNA. NCBI's taxonomy places the organism in Eukaryota, Dinophyceae, Suessiales, Symbiodiniaceae. The record is from the annotation of a GenBank genome assembly.